CAAAUCAGCACUGACUGCGUUUUAGUUGUUCUGAAGGUUAUUUCGCAUGUUGCACUUUACACGCAUUGUUCAUGUAACUCCUGAACCGCUACCCAGUCGUUGAAAAGUAAUGACAGAGGCAUUCUCUAUGACAAGAAAACCUGGGUAAGCUGUAAGAUCAUCACAUAAAAGGAACCUGCGCGACGGAGAAUUUUCUCGCUAGCUGUACGGUUGCAGAUUUGGCUAAAUUAAUAUCGCCGCGCGGAAUACAGAAUGAAUCAAUGGGAAGAGGUCCAGAAGCUUGAUGUGGGGUUUCAGGAGCAGGUGGCCAACCUGUACAAAAACCUUCCAAUGGAGUUGCGGCACGUGCUAGCCACUUGGAUCGAGAGCCAGGACUGGGAGACGGCCUCGACUCAUGAGCCUGUGGCUGUGGUCCUGAACUCCAGCCUCCUGACUGAGCUUGAAAAGCAGUACUCUCAUCACCACAGCCUCCUUCACAGGCACAUGCUGAGAAGAAUCAAGGAACAGCUUCAGGAGACAUACAAAGGCAGCCCCUUGUCCAUGGCCAGGGACAUAGCCACCAUUCUGAGCGAGGAAAAACGGAUAAUUGCAAUGGCCGGUGAGAUGGAGCAGGGAUCCCAGGAAAUGUGUAAGCAGAGUUCUCCGGUACCUGAGAGACACAAGCACAUAGACAGUCAGGUGGCCAUCACCAGUUUCAGAUUGCAGAGAUUGGAUCAGGAAAUAAAGGGUAUGGUGGACAUGCAGGACGACUUUGAUUCCCGCUACAGAAAGGUCUUCUCUGGAGAUCUAGCCAAUGGUGACCCAGAGUGUCAGAAACAGGAAACUGUUGAGUUGCAAAUGAUAUUCAAUGAACUUGACUCUAAACGGAAGGAAGUCCUUGCCGAAAUGAUGGCGGUUAUCAUAGAUAUCGAUGUGCUGAUGAAGUCUGUGCUUGCCCUUGAGCUGAAGGAUUGGAAACGGCGUCAGCAGCUUGCUUGCAUCGGGGGACCAUCAUCGACUGAACUUGACCAGCUCCAGAACUGGUUCACAAUAACAGCUCAGAGCCUGUUCCAGAUCAAACGGCAACUGGACAAACUGUCUGAGCUGGGCAGCAAAGUCACCUACGUGAACGACCCUGUCACACAGCAGAAGGCUCAGCUAGAGGAGCAGGUCAUACACCUCAUUUCCCACCUCAUUAAAAGCUCAUUUGUGGUGGAGCUGCAGCCCUGCAUGUCCAACCUGUCUCAAAGACCUCUAAUCAUAAAGACUAUGACCCACUUCUCCAGCAAGGUCAGAUUGUUGGUUAGACUACCAGAGGUGGACUAUCAGCUGAAAGUUAAGAUAUCAUUUGACAAGGACUGUCCUCCCCAAGGGAGUCGACAUUUUACCAUGUUGGGCAAGGAUGAAAAAGUGAUGGAUGUGGAGCCAUCAAAUGGCUGUCUCUCUGCAGAGUUCAAAUGCCUGGAGCUGAAAUCUGUAAAUGGAAUGAAGGGGCAUGAGGUGAGACAAACACACAAUCCUUCUGAGGGUUUUCUUACAGUGACAGAGGAGCUCCAUGCUAUCAGCUACCAGGCUCAGUUCUGCAUGCAAGGCCUAACUAUGGACUUGGAGACAAGCUCACUUCCCCUGGUGGUCAUCUCCAAUGGCAUCCAGAUGGCCAGCGGAUGGGCCUCAGUCAUGUGGUAUAACAUGCUGACCGAUGAACCCAAGAAUCUGUCAUUCUUCAGUAGCCCGUCAAGUAGCAGCUGGUCCCAGCUGUCUGAGGUUCUCCACUGGCAGUUCUCCUCCUCUGUUGGGCUUGGUCUCAACAGGGAACAGCUGAGCAUGCUGGGAAAUAAACUCCUGGGUCCACAGACCUCCUACAAUGACUGCCAAGUUUCUUUGGCUAUGUUCUGUAAGGAGCACCUUCCUAAGAGGACUUUCAGUUUCUGGACAUGGCUGGACUCCAUCUUGGACCUCAUCAAGAAACACCUGCAGCCCCUCUGGAUGGAUGGGUUCAUCAUGGGAUUUGUGACGAAGGAGAGCGAGAAGAGUCUGCUGGAGGGGAGGGAGGUGGGGACCUUUCUGCUGCGUUUCAGCGAGAGUCACCUGGGAGGAAUCACCUUCACCUGGGUGGACAACUGCAGUGAAGGAAGGGUAAAGCUCAGUUCAGUUGUCCCUUACACAAAAAGCCGUCUGCCUAUGCCUUUUGCCAACAUUGUUUGCGAGUACAAGCUGAUCAUCGACGGUGUCCUAAUCGAGCCGCUGAAGUUUCUGUACCCACGCACCCCCGUGGAGGAGGCCUUUGGGAAACACUGCAUUACACCGCUGGUUGAAGGAAAUGCAUCUGCUCUGACAUUUCCUUAUGUCCAUUCUGAUUUGCUGCCCAUCAGCAUUCUUCCUACCACCAAGCUCACAGAUUCCCCACAUCCGGUCAUGCCUGCUGGGUCACCAUGGUCACCAAACCUCGAGAACAUCCUAGAUGACCUGCUGAAUGACAAUGAGAUGUGCAACCUAUAACCUGUAUGGAAACCUAAAGCCUUAUUGUGGGGUCUUUUGAGUUUUUAGUUGAUAGAGUUUUAAUUGAUACAAAUUACAUGAGAAUUUCAUCUGAACAAAUCUGAACAAAUGGAUUUACUGUAUAUAUGCACACAGUGGUUUAAGUAUUUGUAAAUUGGGACCUUACAUUUUCCAGGUAAUUUUCAGUAAUUUUACCAAAAAUGUAAGUACCUAAAUACCUCAAUUUUACCUAAAUAACCAACUUCUGCUUGCAUGUCGGCAUUGAAUCACAAGGGCCUGAGUACUUUGGUCAUUUCCUUCUAUCUAAGACAGCGAAAUUUGAUGGACCUGUGUAUUAGGAAUAACUUAAUCUCCUGACACCACACAAAUUGAACCGCAAAUAGAGGAGGAUUGUCUAGAUUCACCAGAGAAGAUGAAGCUAAUUGUGUAAGUAAUUAGCCUAGGUCAAGUAAGUCAAGUUAAAAUUUUUGUUGAAGCCUAUUUUAGUCAAAAGAUGAAGCUAUUCCUAACACAUAGGCCUAUACAAUUUUGCUGUCUUAGAAGGAAGGAAAUUACUCAAAUAUAUCAGGAUUCUCCGCAGAAUUGUUUAACAGAGUAUUUAUGUUCUUAUGGGUUUGAUGCGGAGAGGCAAGAAAAGGACGGGUUGGUUAUUUAGGAUAAUACAGUUUUGCACCUUAAGUCAUUUCUUGCUUCCUGGGCAUGAAAACCACUAAAAAAAGACUAUACAACAAUAAGGGUUAAGAAUCAGAAAUAGUUAAGGCCAAUGAUCAAAGUUGUCUUAAGUUUAAUUUUCUCUGAAUAUAUAAUAAAAGGGACAAAAAAAAGACUAUAUGUUAUGAUCCUGAUUUCUGUCAGUUUAUUCUGUGUUUUUGUAAAUGUAUUAUUUUUCAUAUUCAUGUCUGGUUUUCUGUUUACAUUCAUUAGUCUUUGCACUUGUCUUCCCCUGUGAUGUCUGUAUCUUUAUGUUGUUCUGAGCCCGAGUCACUUCCCUGUCUUUGUGAUUCACUGUUCGGGUUGUUUCAGGCCCUGCGAUGGACUGGCUAUUAUGUUCCUGUGUUCUGUCCUGUGUUAGUUUAUCAUUUUUUAUCAUCAUUAUUCUUCUAAUUUAUUAUUUUUCAUAUUCAUGUCUGGUGUUCUGUUUAUAUUCAUUAGUCUUUGCACUUCCCCUCUGAUGUCUGAGUCUGAAAGUUUACUAGCCCAGUCACUCCCCUGUCUGCAUGCCCCACUAUUCGGGUGUUUACGGUAGUUCCGGGGUUCAACCUUCCUUCCAAUCUUGCAAUCCUUACUUCCUGCUUUCUCUCCAUUUCAUGUUUGUACAUAGCACUAAUAUAAAUGGUAAAUGGAGUACAAUUGAUGCUUCUCAUUCACCCAUUCAUACACACACUCACACACUCACACACUCACACACCAAUGGCGAUUGGCUGCCAUGCAAGGUACCGACCAGCUCGUCAGGAGCAAAUGGGGGUUAGGUGUCUCGCUCAGGGACACUUUGACACAGCCCGGGCAUGGAAUCGAACCGGCAACCCUCCGACUGCCAGACGACUGCUCUUACUGCCUGAGCCAUGUCACCCCUGUAAUAUACUAAUCCCAACUAACAUAGUAGUUGUACAGUACUAAUUAUACUAACACACUAAUAUGUUUGUCAAACUAACAAACUAACAUUCACUAGUUUUGGGUAUUUGUAAUUUAAAUCACUUAACUAACUUAAUAACGCGUCUCCAGUUUCAAUUCUGUUCUGUAACUCCACCUCCCUAUUCUAUCACUGAUUACUUGCUUAGUUUCAGCCAAAUGUUCGCACCUUCUCUCCCCUAUCACCACCUUCCUUAAUUCUGUGCAAUUGUCUACUCCCUGGUCUGGAGCCGUUUGUAUUACAUGUGUGUCUUUGUGAAUCCAGUCCGCGUUUUUGUUUCCCCCUCAUUAUUGUGUUAUUAUGUUUCUCACCUGAUGUUUAUUUGUUAGACCGCCCUCACUCCCAUGCCCCACCUCGGUUGUCUCAUUCCCCUGUAUAUUCAUACCUGUCAAUUUCUGUUGCACUUUGCUAGUUCGUCUUAUCCUGUUUUUGAGUCCCAAGCCCUUAUAUUCCUUUACCCUUGUUCUAGUUACCUUGUUCCCAAGCCUUUGCCCUUGUGGCAUUCUGUCCCUGUUUUUUUGUCGUUUUUGUUUUCUGGAUUUCUUGUUUAUGACCCCUGCCUGCCUCUCUGGACUCUUCUCUUGUUUUGUGGACUCUGUACCUCUGCCCUGCUUCUAGACUGCCUACCUGGUUUUGAACUCAUGCCUGUUUGGAUUACGCUCUGUCUGCCCCUUAUCCACCUGCUCAUUAAACCAGCCAUUUUUUCAACA
This is a messenger RNA of Conger conger (European conger), 4818 nucleotides long. Its product is annotated as signal transducer and activator of transcription 4-like. NCBI's taxonomy places the organism in Eukaryota, Metazoa, Chordata, Actinopteri, Anguilliformes, Congridae. Gene Ontology annotation, molecular function: DNA-binding transcription factor activity, RNA polymerase II-specific; RNA polymerase II cis-regulatory region sequence-specific DNA binding. The record is from RefSeq and is a predicted model, not a curated record. The transcript is spliced from 23 exons. The coding region runs from base 253 to 2478 and encodes 741 amino acids. Gene Ontology annotation, biological process: response to peptide hormone; regulation of transcription by RNA polymerase II; regulation of cell population proliferation.